AUGGAGAUAGAAUAUUUCUGUAAUGAAACUAAGGAGAACAAGAAGAAAGGAGAUGAGCGACUAAUUACUCCUGCAGCAGGAGUUGAUCCUGAAGCUUUUGAAGUCAUUCAGGAAUGUCUUCGAGAAGUUUUCCAUAUUGAUCAAUCCUCAAGUGCAGGUGGAGUGCCGAAAGGGGUUUUCAUUAGUUUAUUCAGUUCAAUGGAAGGAGCUCGACACGGUAAUGAUACGAGAGCACAGCCCUGUUCACAACAGGCAGCUCCAGCUCCAUCCACUGAAAAUUCAUCCUCUGGAGGUGAUUCGUUGUCCACAGGUCUUCCGGUAAAAGAAUUGUUGCAUCAGUUCUUGCUUGCGCUUACGAAAGCUCGCUUCUUCAAGCCAAGGCCUACAGAAGAUGCUAAUACCCGAGCAACCAAAGUGAAGAAAUAUUUUCAUGAUGCUGUAGAGGAGCUGAAAAAUGCAUCUCGAGCCCUUACCAUCAACAAUCUGGCAGAAACAAUAAUAUCACAAGGAAUAAUGGCAAUGGAGUUAGAGCAGUAUACAAAAGCAGUCGACCUGUGUAGUUGUGCCAUUGCCCUUUCUGAAGACAACAAGGAUGUCCUCUACUGCAAUAGAGCGGCUGCUCAUUAUGGGAAUCAAAAGUAUGCUGCAGCUUUGUGUGACUGUAUGAAAGCAAUAGAAAUCAACCCUAAGUGCAUUGAGGCAUAUAGUCACUUUGGUCACAUCCGUCUUGAACAAGGAAACAUUAUUGAUGCUCUUUGCCAUGGAUUUGUGAAAGUUGUACAAUUGGAUCCAAGUAAUGAGGAAGCACAAGAAAAUAUUCGCAUUUGUGAAGAGAAACUGCGAGACAAGUUUACACGGAUGCGGGAGCAGAAUGAAGCUUUGGUAAACCUAAUAAAAGAACCGUUUCUUCCACUUGUGCGCAGUACAAGGCCUGUUGCACCAAGAGAAGCACCAAGCACAUCAGCUAGGCCUUCACAGUCUGGUGACAGAAACACUAACAAGUCUCCCACGCAUGAAACAAUUGAAACCGGGGAAGUGGAAAAUAUGGAAGAAGUGGUUGCUUUAUUGUCGAUUUCUUCCUCAAAUCUUGAUGAUCCUUUAGGAAGCAAGCCAUGAUUGAAGAGAUUUCAAGGCUUGGUUUAACGGGUUUAGCAGUGCUUUAAGGUGUAAAAACCAGUAGAUUGAGCAGCAAAUUAUCAUACAAAAUUUAUUUAAAAUCAUUGUAUACAUAUGUAAUACAAUGGACUUCUUUCAAGAAGAAAAAAAUGUAUUCAACAGACAAUUAGACCAACAUUGAACCAUGAUAUGUAGUAGUAACUUGUCACUCAGCCAUUUUGUAUAACCAAAACAAGGAUUUUAGCUUUCUUGAUAGUUUCGUAAUUUAUCAAUUUUUAUCUUUC
Messenger RNA from Vitis vinifera (wine grape), 1400 nucleotides. RefSeq lists its product as uncharacterized. NCBI's taxonomy places the organism in Eukaryota, Viridiplantae, Streptophyta, Magnoliopsida, Vitales, Vitaceae. Gene Ontology annotation, molecular function: protein binding; molecular adaptor activity. Bases 1 to 1116 code for a protein of 371 amino acids. The transcript is spliced from 9 exons. Gene Ontology annotation, cellular component: membrane; TRC complex. Gene Ontology annotation, biological process: post-translational protein targeting to endoplasmic reticulum membrane. The record is from RefSeq and is a predicted model, not a curated record.